This is a messenger RNA of Carya illinoinensis, 546 nucleotides long. RefSeq lists its product as uncharacterized. Bases 1 to 546 code for a protein of 181 amino acids. The record is from RefSeq and is a predicted model, not a curated record. The transcript has a single exon. NCBI's taxonomy places the organism in Eukaryota, Viridiplantae, Streptophyta, Magnoliopsida, Fagales, Juglandaceae.
AUGAAUUCCCUGCUGGCCUUUUGUCUCGUUGUCUCUUCACCGGCUGCAGCCAGAGUGUGGUCUCCAAUUACUCCAAAUAAGCAGGAGCAAGGAAAUCAGCAAGUGAUUGUUAAAGAAGGCCAUAGAACGAUUGUUGUCGAAUGUGAACCGGAUCAUGUUCAUGGCCACCCCAACACCAUAGUCUCUAUCUCACCCGAACAACACCAUGUCCAUACGCCCGAGUCUAUUGAUGCCAAAGCUGCAGGGGGUAUCUCAUCUACCGUAAACGCUAAGGAGUAUAUCAAAGAAUCCUCAUCUUUCCUUCCAAAUGUCGGUCAUGAUCAAGGCCUUUCACAAUCAUCAAGGAACGCUGAGAGAGCAGAGACCCAAGUUACUCCUAAGGAGCUCAUAUGCGAUGCCUUGGGAAAAUGCAAGCACAAGAUAGCUACUGCAAUGGGAAAGGCUAAAGACAUGGUUUCCGAGACGACACACGAGGCUAUUGACAAGACGAAGGAGAUGAAGCACAAGGCAAAGGAGACUGAACUGUUGCGCCUCUGGCCUAUCUAA